Molecule: messenger RNA, 549 nt
Organism: Cutaneotrichosporon cavernicola
Lineage: Eukaryota; Fungi; Basidiomycota; Tremellomycetes; Trichosporonales; Trichosporonaceae
Exons: 6
Coding region: 1-549 (182 amino acids)
Biological process (GO): intracellular protein transport; vesicle-mediated transport
Cellular component (GO): cytoplasm; plasma membrane
Molecular function (GO): GTPase activity; GTP binding
Source: RefSeq, a predicted model, not a curated record
AUGGGUCUCUCCGUUUCCCGCCUCCUCUCCGGCCUUUUCGGCAAGAAGGAGAUGCGCAUCCUCAUGGUCGGUCUCGACGCCGCCGGUAAGACAACCAUCCUCUACAAGCUCAAGCUCGGCGAGAUUGUCACCACCAUCCCCACCAUCGGCUUCAACGUCGAGACUGUCGAGUACAAGAACAUCUCGUUCACCGUUUGGGACGUCGGAGGUCAGGACAAGAUCCGUCCCCUCUGGAGGCACUACUUCCAGAACACCCAGGGUAUCAUCUUCGUUGUCGACUCUAACGACCGGGAGCGUAUCACUGAGGCGCGCGAGGAGCUGCAGCGCAUGUUGAGUGAGGACGAGCUCCGCGACGCCCUUCUCCUCGUGUUCGCGAACAAGCAGGACCUUCCCAACGCCAUGAACGCUGCCGAGAUCACCGACAAGCUCGGCCUCCACUCGCUCCGCCAGCGCCAGUGGUACAUCCAGGCGGCGUGCGCGACUUCGGGUGACGGUCUCUACGAGGGCCUGGAAUGGCUCUCGACCAACCUCAAGAAGCGCGGCCAGUAA